Rubroshorea leprosula is the source of this 1683-nucleotide messenger RNA. Lineage: Eukaryota; Viridiplantae; Streptophyta; Magnoliopsida; Malvales; Dipterocarpaceae. The record is from the annotation of a GenBank genome assembly.
ACUUUCAAUUUGCCUCAUGUCCUCCCUCUAUUAUCAAUUAACUACACAUGUUCUCCCCUAGUAUUGAAAAAGGUACCAAUGUCAUCCCUCUGUCCAACUUUCAUCCAAUUUUGAGCUGUUGCUUCAUUUCCAUUUGUCCAUGCUAGCAGUUUAGAGAAAAGGAUCAUCUCGAGGUAUUCUGUUAUAAGAGUUUUGUUGUUAAAGGGUUUGAUAAAGGAGGAAAUUUUUUUUGUCUAUUGUGGUAAUAUCCCAAAGAAGUACUUCUUAGAUAAAUUUGUGUUCAAGUAUGAGAAAUCGAUCCCUCAAUUGUCGAAUAUCUUCCAAGGGAAACUGGACCUUUUAGAACUAGGCCUAAGUUUUGAAGGAAAGAUUGAUGCUAAAGUCAGAAAUUUUUUGCUGUGGAAUGCAACCUAAUGAAAUAAGGGAGCUAGCUGAUUUGUAUGGCUUCAAAGUAGGAACCCUUCCUGUUAGAUACCUUGGGGUACCACUUAUAACUGGAAGACUAACAAAUGCUGCUUUAAAGCCUCUCAUCACAAAAAUAACUGAGAAAAUCAGUUCAUGGACUUCCAGAUAUCUGUCAUUUGCAGGAAGAUUGCAACUUAUUUCAUCUGUUCUUCAAAGCAUAACAAAUUUUUGGUGUUCUAUUUUCAUUCUACCAAAAAGAGUAAUUAAAUCAGUGGAGGGAAUUUGUAAUGCCUUUCUUUGGAAAGGUAGAGUAGCUGAUGCAAGAGGAGCCAAGGUAAGUUGGGCAACAGUAUGUCAACCAAAGAUGGAAGGAGGAUUAGGCUUGAAGCCUUUGCAUAUUUGGAAUAUGGCUUGCAUUUUGCGAUUCAUUUGGCUACUUUUCACCAAGGCAGGCUCUAUUUGGGUGGCACGGGUGCAAACAUAUUUGCUUAAAGAAAAGAGUUUUUGGUCAGUAGGAAUUCCUGCAGACACUACUUGGAGUUGGAGAAAAAUCCUAAAACUUAGAACAUAUGCUAGACCUCUGGUGAAGCAUAUGGUUGGUAAAGGUGACACUAUUUUCCUCUGGUAUGAUUCUUGGCAUCCCAAGGGACCUCUUAUUGAAGCAUAUGGGCAGAAAAUUGUACGAGAUGCAGCCAUUCCCUCUCAAGCAAAAUUGUCUCAUGUAAUACAAGGGGAUUAUUGGAAAUGGCCUCCCGCUAGGUCCCCUGAACUAUUGCAGAUUCAAAUUGCUUUGUGUGGAAUGUUAUAUCCUAAUCAGGCUAUGGAGGAUCAGGUUGUUUGGUUGGCUUCUCCAUCAGGUUCUUUUCGAACAGGUGCUACUUGGAACUUCCUUAGGCAAAAAAGAUCUAAGAUAGACUCUCUACUAGGUCCAGGCAGAAGAAUUGGUCUUCUUCCAUUGAUGACACUUAUGUGCUAUGUGGGAAUGCAAGUGAAACUAGGAACCAUCUCUUCUUCUCCUGUCCCUACACUACUCAUAUUUGGGAAAUGAUUUCUUCUAUGCUGGAAAUCCCAUUAAACUGCAUUUGGCAAGAUGCUUUGGAUUGGUUAUGUAAGAGAGUUAAACAUAAGGCAUUGUAUAGCUCUCUUCUUAAAUUAGCUUGGUGUGCAUCAAUAUAUCAUCUAUGGAUUGAAAGAAACAGCAAGAUACAUAGACAGCUAUACAGAGCUCCUUCAGACAGCUAUACAGAUCUCCUUCUGCAAUAAUUGAUAUGAUUCAAA